CAACCAAAUUGUUUAAGUAAAUAUUCAAAACACAAACAGCAGAAAUUUCUGCGAUUUUCUCUCUCCAUCUCCUAACAACUGUUGAGUGCGCUUGUUUGUGUGUGUGUGCGUGCGUGUCAGUAUUACAGUAAAUUUUUAAAAGAAAGUCUCCGCAUAUUUUGGCAAAAUAUUGGAGAAUAAAUUUACAUCAGAUCUCGUUUUGCUGCGCGCUUAAGUUUGAGGUUAAGUUUUCAUAUUUCUGUACGACAAGCCUGAGAGCUAACGGGCCAGAUUAAAACACAUAUUCACAGCUCUAACCUCAUAAAAAUACACAUACAAUAGAAAAGCAUUACCAAGAAAGCGCACGCUGAAUCACGAUCUUUGCCAAAAGUUAUUUCCGUUGAUUGAAAGUCAAUUUAUUGUAUGAGUCAAAAAACUGAAAGACCAGUGCUAUCGGGUCAACGCAUCAAGACCAGGAAAAGAGAUGAAAGAGAAAAAUAUGACCCAACGGGAUUCCGUGAUGCGGUCAUUGCUGGUCUCGAAAAAACUGAAGGCGACCUGGAUCAAAUCUCUAAAUAUCUAGACAGCGCGGGCAACAAGCUCGAUUAUCGUCGAUACGGUGAAGUGCUGUUCGAUAUAUUGAUUGCGGGUGGUCUACUGGUGCCUGGCGGUUCUAUAUCUCAGGAUGGCGAAAAGCCACGCACAAAUUAUUGCAUCUUCGAUGCACCCGAGGAUAUGGAGUCAAUGCGCAACCAUGAACAGGUGUUUGUUAAACUCAUUAGACGGUACAAGUACCUUGAGAAAAUGUUCGAAGAGGAGAUGGGUAAAGUUUUGUUAUUCGUAAAGGGCUUUACUCCAAGUGAACGCAUUAAACUUGCGCGCAUGACUGCGCUCUGGUUAGUUAAUGGCUCUGUACCGCCAAACGUAUUGCUGGUACUAAACAAUGAGCAUCUGAUUAAGGAUGGCAUUGCACUCGAGUUUUUAUUGGAGCUGUUUUUAACGUUCAAGCAAGAGAAGGGCAUUGCAUAUCUUAUUCAGGCGCUUAAAAAAGGUGGACUGGAAAGCAAACUUAUGGACUUUUUCCCACCAAACAAACGUACUGAAGAAUAUUUUAAGCAAGUUUUUCUUGACAAAGAACUCAAUGAGAUCAUUAAGUUGCAUAAGGCACAGGCCAGCCAAGAGGCCAAACGUGAACUGCAGCAGACCCUCAUCGAUGAUAUUAAUGACGAGAAGGCACAUAAUGAGAUAACUGCAGACAUCAAAGAGUUUGCACUGCGUACCAACAUUCCUGAUCAUGAGAUAAUUGUUAUUAUUUGGUCCACAAUCAUGUCGUUGGGUGAAUGGAACAAAAAGGAGGAGCUUGUCACUGAUCAAGCUGUGCGUCAUCUGAAGGUAUAUUGCACUCUAUUGAAAGCCUUCGCCUCAACGGAUCGUUCAGAAUUGGCAUUGAUAUUGAAAGUGCAGGAGUUCUGCUAUGAGAACAUGAAUUUCAUGAAAGCGUUCCAAAAGAUCAUCUUACUAUUUUACAAGACCUCGGUAUUGUCCGAGGAGAUCAUCUUGCGCUGGUACAAGGACGGCCACUCCAACAAAGGCAAGAUGCAUUUCCUUGAGCAAAUGCGCAAAUUCGUCGAAUGGCUCCAAUCUGCCGAGGAAGAAUCUGAAUCGGAUGACGAGCCAAAAUUGGGCGACUAACAAAUAUAUUAUGCGCAGUUCAUUAUCUCGUCGACAAAGGAAUACAAAUCGAUAGAAUGAAGCCGCUACCAACUGUCAACAUUAUAUAUUUUGCAUUAACAACAGCCAACCGAACUACACUCCCAUUUGGAAACUAUUCCUAGAUGUUAACAAGACCUCCAUGGACUCUGCAACGUGAAGAGAGAAAGAGAGAACCAAGCCGCAAAAUUCGAAAUUUACUGUACACAUUUUAAUAGUGUUUCAAAACUGCUUUCUCAAUUUUAAAACGUGCACUUAAAAAUUGUUAAAUUGA
This is a messenger RNA of Drosophila grimshawi, 1963 nucleotides long. RefSeq names its product protein krasavietz (gene kra). The transcript is spliced from 9 exons. Gene Ontology annotation, molecular function: protein binding. Lineage: Eukaryota; Metazoa; Arthropoda; Insecta; Diptera; Drosophilidae. The record is from RefSeq and is a predicted model, not a curated record. Gene Ontology annotation, cellular component: cytoplasm; membrane. The coding region runs from base 403 to 1671 and encodes 422 amino acids.